GUCGUCGUAUACGGUAACACCUGGAAUUGCAGGGAAGCUGCGAGACCGCAGUAGUCUGCAACUUCGCGCCAGAAACCCUAAAGAGACAUAGAGGAGCUCUCUCUGCGAGGACACAUGAGCAAUAAUUCAUCUCCCGUAAUGAACAGUCCAGAUCAGCCUGACACAAGCGCCCCCACGCCCAAACCACAGCCCGCCAAGAUGGUUAAACUCGAAGACACUGAAAAGAAGAUUUUUCAUAAGAAACUCAAAGAUGUUGAGAUUAGUGUUCCGAUAGUGUAUGGCAAUAUUGCAUUCUGGCUCGGUAAGAAGGCAAACGAGUACCAAUCACAUAAGUGGACCGUGUAUGUUCGUGGGGCAACCAAUGAGGAUCUGGGAGUGGUGAUAAAGCGUGUUGUUUUCCAGUUGCAUUCUAGUUUCAAUAAUCCCACAAGGGUGGUUGAGUCACCGCCAUUUGAAUUGUCUGAAUGUGGCUGGGGUGAAUUUGAGAUCGCCAUUACACUAUUUUUCCACAGUGAUGUUUGUGAAAAGCCCCUAAACUUAUUUCAUCAUUUGAAGUUGUAUCCAGAAGAUGAAUCUGGUCCUAUAUCGACCAAGAAACCUGUGGUCGUGGAAUCCUAUGAUGAGAUUGUGUUCCCUGAGCCUUCAGAGAGUUUUCUAGCUCGUGUCCAGAAUCACCCUGCUAUAGUUUCCCCCAGAUUACCUUCUGGUUUGACUUUGCCACCUCCUGUGCCAGUUGAAGACCCAAGUAAAAGAAAGAGAGGUGACACAAAAGAUCAUCCCCUGACCCAGUGGUUCAUGAAUUUUUCAGAAGCUGAUGAGCUUCUACAACUGGCUGCAGCUCGUCAACAGGUUCAAGCUCAUAUUGCUAAAUUUCGAAGAGAGAUAAGUUUGAUGGAUGUGCAACAACAACAAGUGAAUUCUUUCUCCGACCAUUGAAUGCAUCAGAUUUUCGUGAUCUCAAUUCCAACUAGAUUUUGCAGCAGAAGCUUUCAAAUUUUCUUUCACCGUAGAUACUGAUUAUAUGUAUUGUAUCAGCUACGGAGAGAUUUUGUCCUUUCCCCUAUUAGUUUUUCUUUUUACUGAACUUUGUGGUUUUACGCAUCACAAUGCGGCUUUGUAUCAAG
This is a messenger RNA of Fragaria vesca subsp. vesca, 1124 nucleotides long. Its product is annotated as protein AF-9 homolog. Gene Ontology annotation, biological process: regulation of DNA-templated transcription. The record is from RefSeq and is a predicted model, not a curated record. The transcript has 6 exons. NCBI's taxonomy places the organism in Eukaryota, Viridiplantae, Streptophyta, Magnoliopsida, Rosales, Rosaceae. Bases 115 to 936 code for a protein of 273 amino acids.